UUGUAGCGAUACAUUUAGCUUGAAAUAUUUUCGUAUACCCCAACCAUUUGUUUAAUCCAGUCUGUUCUGUCGGUAACAGUCCUUGGUUCACGGUGGAUGGUCGUUGCUAACAUAACGUUAACUAGCCAACGAGCUAAAGUAACGUUAGUUUACCCGCGACUUGAAUUCAUAUAUUCAUUCGACAUUACUGUAGCUAGCCUGCCUGUAGGGUACCUUCUUUGGCUUGUAGGAAUGGAUGGUACUCCUAUGUCGUUAUCUACCUGAACUUAAUCUGGAAUCACACGGACGCAGACCAAUCUAUGGAGGUGCACACUCCAACAGCUGAAAACCCCCAUUCUGAAUAUGGACUAACGGACAACAUCCAGAGAAUAGUGGAAAACGAGAAAGCCAACACAGAGAAGGUCUCCAAACAGAAGGUGGAUCUGCAGUCGCUCCCCACGAGGGCAUAUUUGGAUCAGACAGUGGUGCCCAUUCUUCUUCAAGGCUUAUCUGUGCUGGCCAAGGAAAGACCUGCAAAUCCUAUUGAAUUCUUAGCAGCCUUCCUUCUCAAGAACAAAUCACAGUUUGAAGAUCGAAAUUAAGCUCCAGACGGAUGGAAAUGUGCACUUUGAGCCCAUCUGUUUAAAAUCAAGGAAAUGGUUGUUUCUGUCAUUGGUUAUGUUUGCAGUUUUUUAAACCAGAAUAAAGAUGGUGCUGCAGGGAAA
Molecule: messenger RNA, 704 nt
Organism: Oncorhynchus nerka (sockeye salmon)
Lineage: Eukaryota; Metazoa; Chordata; Actinopteri; Salmoniformes; Salmonidae
Product: protein dpy-30 homolog
Exons: 5
Coding region: 300-581 (93 amino acids)
Cellular component (GO): Set1C/COMPASS complex
Source: RefSeq, a predicted model, not a curated record